Larimichthys crocea (large yellow croaker) is the source of this 3127-nucleotide messenger RNA. It is a transcript of the gene angpt2a, whose product is annotated as angiopoietin 2a. Gene Ontology annotation, biological process: blood coagulation. The transcript has 9 exons. The coding region runs from base 647 to 2128 and encodes 493 amino acids. The record is from RefSeq and is a predicted model, not a curated record. NCBI's taxonomy places the organism in Eukaryota, Metazoa, Chordata, Actinopteri, Sciaenidae.
GAAUGCCAUUCAAACAAAGACUUUUUCCUUCCUUCCACACGACCAUCUUUCCCAUUCAAAGAUGCUCGUGUGUUUGCCGUAGGCCGGGAAACAUUCCUCAAUGAAUGGGAUGGACACGGCCACUAUCACAGAGUGUGCUGAAGGUGGACAGCUGCAUCCUGAGUAGCUGUUCAACUGUCGGGUGGGGGGCAUGCGGGUAUUGUAGAGGAUAUAGUAGAACGUGUGUGGAUUUGUGCAUCUGCUCCUCUGUGUUGUUUAGUGAGUGUGUACUGAAAGGAAUCUCUACUUCACUGCUCUUCACAGUGACUGGCCACAGUGAGGAGGGGGGUGGGGAGUGGUUUAAACUCAUGGUUAGCUAAUCAGAGAGGCCAUGGGCAGCUCAAACAAGUGGUUGGGGGCUUGAUGAAAGGCGAACACAUGCAGUCUGCCACCGGUAACCUAAGGGAAUGACACACUACCACUAAUUCCUGAUGGCUUUUUCUCCUCCUACCACUGAGAGGUAAUAAAAGGGAUCUUCAGAACCUCAAUAGGAUUGUUUACACUUGGAUGCGGUUGGGGAACUACCUCCAGUCAUUGAGAGGAGAUUAAGGAAAAAUCCAAGGAGUCAGAAUUGUACUAACUUUACUUUUAGACAAAUAACUCCACCAUGAAGUUGCUGAAUGUAGACUUACUAGUUUUAAGUUUCUGCCUUGGUCUGGGCAUGGGAUACAGUGCUGCUGGUAAGAGACAGUAUCAGAUCCAAAACGGGCCAUGUAGCUACACCUUCCUGCUGCCUGAACAGGACAACUGCCAAACCCAGAGCAGCAACUACAACUAUCAGAAGGAUGGCCCCGUGGACGACGAGUCGGCUCAGAGGCUGGAACAACUGGAGAUCACCAUGGAGAACAACACACAGUGGCUGCUUAAGCUAGAGAACUACAUACAGGACAGCAUGAAGCAGGACUUGGUCCAAAUCCAACAGACCGCUGUACACAACCACACAGCUACGAUGAUUGAAAUAGGAACAAACCUGCUGAGUCAAACUGCGGAGCAAACAAGGAAACUGACCAACGUGGAGGCACAGGUUAUUCAUCAUACAACUCGGCUUGAGCGUCGACUUCUCGAAAAUUCUCUGUCAACAAACAAGUUGGAAAAACAACUAAUUGUCCAAACAAAUGAAAUCAACAAGCUGAAUGACAAAAACAGCUACCUGGAGAAGAAGGUGGGGGAUAUGGAGGAGCAGAGGCAGGUGGAGCUGAAGAUGCUGCAAGAGGAAAAGGAGCAGCUUCAGACUCUAAUACAGAGGCAGACAGCCAUCAUAGGCGAGUUGGAGCAGCAGCUGCUCAAAGUCUCCUCCAACAACACUGUACUGCAUCGUCAGCAGCAGGACCUGCUGGAGACCGUGAAUAACCUCAUUCACACCAUCUCUGUUGGCUCAGCUCGAGAGACCAAACCUGUCAUGAUGCAGGACACUCCUCCUACCACAUUCAUUGACUGCGCUGCUGUCUUCAAGUCAGGAAACACCCAAAGUGGAGUCUAUAUCCUCACAUUACCCAACACUACAACAGAGGUUAAGGCUUUCUGUGACAUGGAGACAGAAGGAGGCGGCUGGACAGUACUACAAAAACGCUUUGACGGUCAUGUUGACUUUCACCGUACGUGGCAAGAGUACAAAAAGGGGUUUGGAGAACCUUCAGGUGAAUUCUGGUUAGGAAAUGAAUUUGUCUCCAGACUCACGAGUCAACAGUCAUACAAACUCAUGAUCCAGCUGAGCGACUGGGAAGGAAACUCUGGAUUCUCACAAUAUGACCAGUUUUCUCUCGACAGUGAAGCACAAAAUUACAGGAUACACCUUAAAGGCUACAGUGGAACUGCAGGCAAAAUAAGCAGCAUUGGGCAGCCAGGAAGUGAUUUCAGUACAAAGGAUGCAGACAACGACAAAUGUGUUUGCAAAUGUUCACAACUGACAACAGGGGGUUGGUGGUUUGAUGCCUGUGGUCCAUCCAAUUUGAAUGGGAUGUAUUACCAACAAGGCCAAAACUCAAAUCGCUUCAAUGGAAUCAAGUGGUACUAUUGGAAAGGCUCGGGCUACUCACUGAAAUCCACUACAAUGAUGAUCAGACCAAGAGAUUUCUCAGGUUCCGUUUGAACUGUCACUAUCGGAUUCAAAACAACGUGGGAAGUAAAUUCUGCCUGACAAACAGCAACAAACGGCAAAACCAAAAAAUUCUCAAGGGAGCCAAAGCACUUAUUGAAAAUAUUUUACAUAUCUUUGAAAAGACAUAUUUUGUGCAUGUUUAUGUGUUUAAUAAUUUGAAUCAAAUGGGUUGUUGCAAAGAAAGUGUGAAAUAUGGACUGUAAAAAUGAGAAAUAUCUAUAGUGAAAAUACUUAGGACUGUAGAUAACUUUAGGUUAUUAAUAACAGCUAGCUAACCAGACAGGAGAGGCCAGAUAAUGUGACAUUAAUUCAUAUAAAGUCUGAAUGAUUUUAUUGUAGUUUAAGCACCCUUUUAACUAUGUUUUAAAUAAUAGCUGCCUGGGUCAUUGUAAAAAAUCAAAAAAAGAAAGAGAGAGACUAUGGUACAACCUGCAGAUAAACAACUGGCUCAAAGUAAUUGUUAUGUGUUUCUGUUGAAUGCCUAAAAUGUAAAUGCAAAUGUAAAAACGUCACAGAACAAAUUUCUUUUAAGAUAAUGUUGCUCUUCUCAAGAGAAUGUAUGUACAUUUGUUGUUUAAUUUAUAUGUAGAUUUUAAGGUUUAUAUUUAACAUUAUUAUAUAUGAUGGAGAUUUGUUACAGAUAGUUAACGAUUUCAUUGCACAUAAACUAAGAGGAUUUCUUUUAAUAUAAUUCUGCAGUUUCCUUUGAAGCUACAGCAAACUGAAUUUAUGAGAAAGAUGUAUAGAUGAGGAAGCUGAAUUUCUCACCACUAAACACUGGCUUUAGAUUUUUCUUUAGAGUGUUUGACUGUGAUGCUUUUACUAGCUUUUAUAUAACGAGAGUUGAAUUUUAAAUACCACAAGGCAGAGAGCUGAGACACGUGCCUUAACUCUCAAGUCCACAAUAGUCCUGUUCUGCACCAUGAACUGCCUGGUGAAUGCACAAUUGUCAAUUAUCAUUUCUAGUACAAAAUAAAAACUCUACAUGCU